Molecule: messenger RNA, 285 nt
Organism: Spizellomyces punctatus DAOM BR117
Lineage: Eukaryota; Fungi; Chytridiomycota; Chytridiomycetes; Spizellomycetales; Spizellomycetaceae
Product: DUF427-containing protein
Exons: 5
Coding region: 1-285 (94 amino acids)
Source: RefSeq, a predicted model, not a curated record
AUGCCUCAAGCGGAAUGGAACGGUGUCGUACUCGCCCAAUCAGACAAGUACGAAACAGUUGAAAACAACAUUUACUUUCCUCCUGACUCUAUUCGUAAAGAAUACUUUAAACCCAGCGCAACGCACAGUACUUGUCCUUGGAAAGGCGUCGCCAGUUACUACACUCUAGUGGUCAAUGGUAAAGAAAAUAAGGACGCUGCAUGGUUUUAUCCGGACCCGAAACCUGCUGCCAAAAAUAUCGCAGGAUAUAUUGCCUUUUGGAAGGGUGUUCAAGUGACGCCUUAG